Molecule: messenger RNA, 2526 nt
Organism: Plenodomus lingam JN3
Lineage: Eukaryota; Fungi; Ascomycota; Dothideomycetes; Pleosporales; Leptosphaeriaceae
Source: RefSeq, a predicted model, not a curated record
AUGGCCAGCCCUCACCCUCCUCUACCCCUCCUCUCGGACUUGAUCUCAUCUUUGUGCUUUCUCAUCCAUGCCCACAGCCACCUUGUAGUCAACUCUUCUUGUAGUAUGGCAUGUGACAUAUCGCUGUUUCCCUUGAUGGAAUGGAAUACAUGUUUAUACACCUGCCGCAUUCAAGACAUGUUCUCUCUCUCAUCUUCCAUUCUGGUCUACCCCAUCUUGCCCAUCCUAUCUGGCCCAUCCUAUCUGGCCCUCAUCAUCAAUAAUAUCAUCUACAAGUGCUCCAGCAGCGUACUUUCCAUCCAAUUGCCAUAUAAAAGACACAAAAGCUCACACUUGCUUCACAUCUGCCACUCAUGUCGUCCUGCUAGACCUAUGCCCGAGAAAUCCGCUGUAUCUGUGCCUCCUCUCAGGACCAGCGAAGAGAAGCUCUAUCAAGCCUGCUUAGACGCUUGUAUUGCUGGACUUGAGAAUCUUCCAGUCGACAAACGACAAGCGGUUCCCCUGGCUGUAAACAAUAACUCGGACCCCACCACUUUCUCCGCCAACAACACCAACAUCACAGCCAUCGGGUCUACAAAGCCUGGACAGGGUACCGUGGAAACAGAUUCAGCAAAAGUGCCUUUGGGUGCUAAUCUCUGUGACCAGCAGCUCCACGCGACGCCCAGCUCAACAGCAGGGUGUGCCGAAGUCAUGGAUCAAUCCAAGUACGCAAACACCCAUGGAACGCCUCCCAAGGGCCCCAGAUCUAUCCAGAGCCAAGGACAUCAGGCUAAGCCUCCUUCUCUUCGUCCAACAACACCAGCUCAAGCGUCGCAGGUUUUUGGCCGACCUCCUCCUCCUUCGUGGGGCACUCAAGAUGCGCGCAGCAACCUUGCUAUUCAGCCUGCAGCAGGUGUAAGCACGACGAAGCUCAAGAAGAAGACUGUCAAGAUCGUGGGAGCUGCUGCACCCUCAAACACGGCACCCAAGCCCCUGCCUGCGCCUUCAACGUCAUCUUCGCCUGCUCCAAUGAUGAAAAAGGAACAGGAAGCAAACCACUACACGACCCCGGCGCCUGCAACUCCAACACUUAUCGCGGAGAAUUCACCGCCAAAAGUCGAGAUGCCUGGGCAGAAUAAGCUAGCGGGCAAUAGUUUGGACGAGAUGUUCACCCGUCUCAUGACUCCCAAGUCCCAGAUCAUAUCGCAGGCUACCGAAGCCGUCUUGCCGAUUAGGUCUGGCAAUGCUAUGUUUGCUUUGGAAAACCGCCUCAGCCAAGAAGAGGUUGGUAAGAAGGUUUUGGGUGAUCUCGUAGCAAAUGCUCCCAUCCGCCCUGCGCAGUCGAAGCAUGAAGAGCCUACCCAAACAGAAAUUCCACAACAGAAACAGUCAUCUGAGGUCGAGACCAAGAGUCCUCUUAGACAAUCGGACUGUCUGUCAGAAGCGGACUGGGAGAGUCGGUACAUGCAAAAAGCCUCCGAGUACAUUGAUGCACUACCUGGCAGCAAAGACACCUCAGCCCAUAUCUUCCGCUCUGUGACGAAGAAGCUUCGCAGCAUUUAUGCGACAGGAGUACAGCUACCAUCUGAAGAGAUUCGGGAUCUGAAAGCUCGUUAUAUCUUUGCUGUAGUUCAAUAUGUCAAAGGGCUAAAGAAGAGCGCACCAGAACUCACGACAACCUCAGUCAAGCAGAUUCUGGACGCCAACAAGGGUGACGUUUUGCAGCUUUGCGUAGCAUUGGUGUUGCAAGGUCACAUCGCAUCAGGCAACUUGGAAGAAAUUGUCGGCCUUUGCAAGAACGUCCUGGACAUCCUGCCUACGCCUGAAUCCGAUGUCGCUUCCCCAGCUCUCAAGGGGGCAGUACAAAUUGCUGGCCAGAUGCAUCUGUUACCUCAUUCAAAUCCGCUCUCGAAGGACCCAGGUAAUGGCAUGAGUGCAUGGCCCAGUCCAGAGAAGCGUGAGCAUCCUGCGGGCUUUCGUACCUGCAUACUCAAGGGCAUCUGGGGAGUAAACAGCGUUCAUCAGCUUCAAGCUCUUGUCUGGGGCGGAAAGAUGGAGGCCAUCUCUAUGCCCGAUGGUUCCGGCAUCGGCAUAGUUCGUUUUCUCACAGUGGAGGGCUGCCAGAAGUACUACGAGGCAACCAAGAACGGCAUCGAGAUCCACGGUAGCGACAAAGAAAAGAAGACUGUCGUUCUCGUCGAGCGCACAGAAGGUCCCAACUCUAUCAACGACGUCAUGCGUGCGUGCGCCGAAGGCGAUGCAUCACGUUGUGUUCGCGCUGUCGGUGCGGAUGAAGACUGGCCUAACACGCUGCUUGUGAAGCUUGCGCGCGGUACCGAAAAGGUGAAGCGGGAGCUGGACACCAUCAAGCAGGGCAAGACUUCUCGUGGUUUCAAUUACGUGGAGUUUCGCUUCGCCAACAUUUACCACGCCCUCAGUUUCAAACGCGAACUCUUGAACGACGAGGAGUGGGAGCAUUGCAAUAUUAGCUUUGCCACUGAUCCUUGCGAGAUUGCUCAGGGUGUCCACUACAAGGAUGCUGAGUAA